Messenger RNA from Bombyx mori (domestic silkworm), 782 nucleotides. RefSeq names its product vacuolar ATP synthase subunit F (gene Vha14-1). NCBI's taxonomy places the organism in Eukaryota, Metazoa, Arthropoda, Insecta, Lepidoptera, Bombycidae. Gene Ontology annotation, molecular function: proton-transporting ATPase activity, rotational mechanism. Gene Ontology annotation, biological process: proton transmembrane transport. Gene Ontology annotation, cellular component: proton-transporting V-type ATPase, V1 domain; membrane. The record is from RefSeq and is marked provisional.
GCAAACGCUGUCAAUAGUACCAAAUAAACGUCAAAAUUGAGUCAGGUGACGAGCCCUUGUGAGAAAAACACCAUUGAAAAAUAAAUUUGAAAAAUUAAACUAAAUCCAAAAAUAUGGCUCUUCACGCAGCUGUUAAGGGAAAAUUGAUUAGUGUUAUCGGGGAUGAGGACACUUGCGUCGGAUUCUUACUCGGGGGCAUCGGUGAGAUCAAUAAAAACAGACAUCCGAAUUUCAUGGUGGUCGAUAAGAAUACACCUGUGAGUGAAAUCGAGGAAUGUUUCAAGCGUUUUGUUAAACGCGAUGACAUUGACAUCAUUCUCAUCAAUCAGAACAUUGCUGAAUUGAUCAGACAUGUGAUUGAUGCGCACUCUGCACCAGUACCUUCUGUUCUUGAAAUCCCAUCAAAAGACCACCCAUAUGAUGCCAGCAAGGACUCCAUUCUACGUCGUGCUAAGGGCAUGUUCAACCCAGACGACUUGGUACGCUAAUGCUAAUAUGUUGCAUGUUUUUGAUGUCCGUUGACGGAUUGGCAUUGUAAAUACGCCACAGUCUCGAUAUAAACUAACCACUAAUGUUUAUCCAACAUUUAUCAAAAGUUUUCAGUGUGCAAUUGUUUAAUUUUUUUCAUAUCCAGCAUUUUUAAUACAUUCCAGAAAACAAAUGUUAUAUUUAACCAGCAUAUUUAAAUAAAACUAUAUAAUAUAAUGGAAUAAAUAAAUUAUUCAAAUACAAAGUAUUAAUCUUGUAUAAAAGUUGUUGAAUUGUAUUAUAGAUUAAAAAAA